AUGUCAAAACGAAAAACAAAAGAUAUUAGUUGUAUAAGUCAAAGGACAUUUAGGCGUAGGGUAGCUACUGACUUUAAUGCAGCUGUGCAAGAUAGUGAUAAUAGUUUAGAUGAAGAUCGGGCUACACAUUUGCAAAUUACCAGUCAUCAUGAAUCUGCAGUUGUUCCUGAUAGUGAUCAAAACUUUUUUCUCAAUGGAUCCGUCACCAAAGGCAGUAAUAAUAUUAUGAUUAAUGAUAAUACCACUAUCAGUACCAGCUUUACUGAAAAUGCCGACUAUAAUAGUACUUCAAAUGAUAUUCAUAAUUUAAUAUCUGAUAAUUUGCAAAAUUUCACAUCUACAGAUUCAUCUUUCUCAGAAUAUGAUAACAAUUGCAUACAAUAUAUAGAUUACUCCAACUGUGAAUCUGAAUCUUUUGAGGAGAAACUGAAAAUAUGGGCACUAAAAUAUAAAAUUAAAUUAAAUGCUUUAGAUGGAUUACUAGUGAUACUUAGGGAUGAAGUAUGUGGUAAAUUUCUUCCUAAAGACUCCAGAACAUUAUUAAAAACUCCCAGAACUUCUGUAAUUAAAAGUGUAGAACCCGGGCAUUAUUGUCAUUUUGGUUUAAAAGCUGGCUUAAGAGAAGCAAUGCAAAAAGAAAUUAUAAAAUUUUCUUCUUACCAUAAUUCAAAUAUCGGGCUCAAAAUAUCAACUGAUGGCUUGCCAUUAUCUGACAGCAGCAACAGUCAGUUAUGGCCAAUUUUGGGCUGUUUAGCUGGGAGCUCAUACAUAUUUGUGAUAGGUGUUUAUCAUGGUCUUACUAAACCAAAUGAUUCAAAUAUUUUUUUUCAAGAUUUUGUUAGUGAAAUGAUAGAUAUUUUUAACAAUGGA
This is a messenger RNA of Macrosiphum euphorbiae (potato aphid), 870 nucleotides long. Lineage: Eukaryota; Metazoa; Arthropoda; Insecta; Hemiptera; Aphididae. The record is from the annotation of a GenBank genome assembly.